This is a messenger RNA of Cyprinus carpio (common carp), 3482 nucleotides long. Its product is annotated as dematin-like. Bases 1363 to 2472 code for a protein of 369 amino acids. Gene Ontology annotation, molecular function: actin filament binding. Gene Ontology annotation, biological process: cytoskeleton organization; actin filament bundle assembly; lamellipodium assembly. NCBI's taxonomy places the organism in Eukaryota, Metazoa, Chordata, Actinopteri, Cypriniformes, Cyprinidae. The transcript is spliced from 16 exons. The record is from RefSeq and is a predicted model, not a curated record. Gene Ontology annotation, cellular component: plasma membrane; actin cytoskeleton.
AUCUGAAGACUUGUGGUUGCAUUUUGAGGCAAAACAAAAACAUUGUCGAACAACACUAUAAAAUGCGGGAAACUAUUUAUUGGUUAUUCUACAUUUAAUUGCACUAAUUAUAGUAUAACUGGAAAAUACAAUUUAUCAGCUGUUCAGCGUGAUGACGUUUAAUGUCUCCUACAAUGCCUGUAGUCCCAUUUAGCAACUUGUUAGCAACCGUCUUUUUCAAGAAACAUAACAGUUUGAAAAAAAUCACGAGUGGGGUGCAACUGGUGUGUUUUAUGUUGUAGAACAUAUCUCGAGCCUGUGUUAACCACGGACCUUAAUUUUAGGGGAUUUAAUCAAACUCCCAUUCAAAAAACCCACUGACUCCGGAAUGAUGGAACCGGAAAUGCUAAAAUGCUAACUCGCUUCCGGGGUUUUGCCUACAAAGUGACAUCAUAGUUCCCCCUUUCUACCUUUCUGCGCCCUCUAGUGGUAACUUUCUGAUCAAAGCCUUCAUGUAGGCCUUUUUGUUGAUUUAUUGUUUGUUUAUUUAUUUUUAAAAUAGCUUUUUCAAAUACCUUGACUUAUUCAGAUCAAGAAAUUGUAUCCUGGCUCUAAUUGAUAAUCGCAGUAGAAUCUAAGUUUAAGGUUUUGUAUUAUUUCCAGGGGUUAAUGACAGAGUAGGCUACUUGCAAAGUCUGAAUAAAGCCAAACAUAAUCACAGGUUUGUGAAGGCCAGGGGAGGAUAAAAUAUAGCACAUAUCCAGGUCAUUUCCAGCAAUAGUGCAUGCCCUUCUAAAAAUAAAUAAAUAAAUAAAAUAGUUCGCAUUGGGAGGAAAGAGGAACAGGACUGUCCUAUCUUGAGUUCAUUGCAGCUGUUUUACACUUAAUUUAUCUGACUGGUUGGCUUUUUACUGUAAAAUAUGUUUUUACCCAUUUUAUCAUAUUUUGCUCUGCUCUUAUGUCUCAAAAACUAUAAACCGCGUUUUUGGGAUUAUUAAUGCGUUCCGAGUCAGCUGACACCGAAAGCAACUGACGCCCAAAAAUGCGCUCUAGGUAGGCAGCUCACUGGUGUUUGAGACACGACCAGUGAACGCGUAAUCCACGCAAUGAUCUUGAGUGUUUGAGAGACCUUUGAAUAUCUGCAUCUCCGGUGAGAAGGACGGAAUAAACCGCUGUUUUACAGUCUCAGAUCUGUGUAGCUGGAAGAACAAAGAAUUAGUUUUAUAAUUUACUUCAGUCAUGCAAAAGCAACAUGUCACUGGAUAGGAGUUAAAUGAUGACCUCUGACCUUUUUGCUCCGCUCUCCCGCCACAGGCAGGGACGGCCCCGUCCUCCCAAGGUCCAAGUGCUCCUGGGUCCCCAGCCACCUCUAUUGUGGCACGAAUGGACAAUCAGGUCAUUGGAUAUAAAGACUUGGCCGCCAUUCCCAAAGACAAAGCCAUUCUUGAGGUGGAACGGCCAGAUCUGAUGGUGUACGAGCCGCAUUUCAAUAUCUCAGCCCUGGAUCAUGUGGGUCUUUCCAGAAGCAGAGAGAGAUCAAUGUCACCUCAUUCUAUCUCGCCCCCUCCUUCCCCUGAGAUAUUUGCCUCAAAAGAGUCAAAGGAGUGGUCAGAGCAGGGGUCGCCAGGAGGCUCCAACAUGGGCUCCACGGUGCAGCUCCGUAAAAUCAGCCCCGCCUCCAAAGGCCCCAUGCAGCACUUCCACAGGCCAGACAGUGGCACCAACAUCUAUAAGAAGCCACCAAUUUACAAACACGACGGACAGACGGGAACGUCUCAUAGUAAACAUGAUGUUAUCAUUGAGUCCUCCAAGUUCCCAGCAGCCCAGCCGCCUGAUCCCAACCAACCUUCAAAGAUAGAGACAGAGUACUGGCCCUGUCCACCCUCUCUAGCCACUAUGGAGAUCGAGAAGAAAGCAGCCAAACAGGGAAAAGAAAUGGAGGACGAUGAGUUUGAGGACCUGACAGAAGAUGCAAAGAGACUCCAGGAACAGGAACUUCAGAAGAUACCGUCCAACUUGGGCAAAUUGAUCCUGAAGGAGGAAAUUGAGAAAUCAGUGCUCAUUCGCAGAAAAACACGUUCCCUGCCAGAUGGGACAAACAUACAUUUGGGAUCAUCAGCCAGUGCUACUAAAUCCGCCUCUUUACCUCCUUGCAGUCGAACAGGUCUCACAAGGCUCCAGUCUGCAGACUUCACCUCCACAGACAAUGGAAAAGCAAAAACAGGUGUACAGAAUGGCGAUUCACAGAGUGGGAGAUUGGACAGAGGAAGCUCUCUUCCUAGUAUUCUGGAACAGAAGAUAUAUCCAUAUGAAAUGCUGGUUGUGACCCACAGAGGGCGCAGUAAGCUUCCUCCAGGUGUUGACAGGACCAGAUUAGAGCGGCAUCUGUCUCCAGAGGUAUUCCAGAGCUUAUUCGGAAUGUCCAUCGCAGAAUUUGAUUGCCUGUCACUAUGGAAACGGAACGACCUGAAGAAGAAAGUGUCCCUUUUCUAACAUUUGGACAUUUGGACUUGGACACUAACCCCCCGCGCCCUCCAGAGAUGCCAGUAAUAUCCACUCUAAUCUAAUGCGGAUGCUAUGCAGACAUUUGAAGAUAAGCACGGAAGAUGACGCCACAUCACAUUUCACUCACAUAUACAGCAGUCUCUGUACGUCUCUGGUGUACAUAAUAAAGACAGGAUGAAGGUUCUCAUAUCCCUACAGAAAAACCAGAUUAUUAGUAAUGGAAUAUCGAUUUCAUAAACUGCUCCAGCCGUUUCUUUACGCCUUACGUCUAUUUCAAAUUCUUAAAGUGCCCAGAGAUGUUUAUAAUAAUAGGCCUAUAUAUAUUUACACAAAGUUUAUUCGUAAACAUCGCCUUUUUUUUUAAUUGUCAUCACUAUUACACUAUAAACUUAAUUUAUUUUCUCCAUAACAUGUAUGGCACUGUACAUAUAUCAUGUCGUUUUUAUUAAUUCUUGGUGUUGAUAUGUAAAAGUUCAGUUUUAACAAUCACUAAAUGAACAUUUCUAUCAUCUAGCAAAAAUGCAAAAUGUUCAUAAUCAUUCAUUUAAAAAAUGCAUGGACACUAACGCUACAUAAUUGAUUCAGUUUUACAGAUAAAAGCACUGCGAUGUAUGACUUCUAUUCGUGCUAAUAGCAACAGUGUUAUAUUGUGGACUAAUAUGAAAUAUCUAUAGCUCAGGCUUGCUGGUAAGCUCUGGCUUUCGGUUCUUGUACACUGUUGGUGCUUCUUACAGUAGGUUGUAAUUACUGUCAACACUAGAAGUUCCACACAAAGCCACUUCAUUUACUAGGAUUUAAAAUGUCUAUUGUCGAUGCAUUCUUAUGUUUUUAUUGCCUUUAGUUCUUGGUCUCCAUUGCGGUGUCUUUUAAAACGGCAUAGGUGUUAUCAAAUCAUGCAUUGCACUCCAACGAUUAUGUGUCUGUCCAUAGUUCUGUGUUUCAUCAGCGUUUUUAGUAACGUGGUGUAAUGUUGAAAAAAUAAAAGCUUCAUGUUAGAA